AUGCCGACGCUCUAUAACCGCCUGAACAUCCUGAAGCGUUCGAAACGUGAAGUUCGCGUGCAGGCUUUGCUACGGACGAUCCCGUACGCGAGUUCGGACGAGACGGAUGCGAUGAUUUCCGAACUCAUCGAAAUCGCCGCUUCGGCCCAAAAACCGUUGCUCCUCAUGCCCGUGUUCCGGCUGUGGGAGCACGCCAGCCCGGCCGCGCGGUCCGCCGUGCUCGGCGCGGUCCGCGAUUGCAUGCCCGAGGUGAUCGAGGCCCUCCGCGCCUCGGAUGACCCGAAAGACGCCCGGGCGCUCGAGCACGUGCUCCUGCAGUCCUCGACCGGGGCGGCCGAUACCCCGAGCAUCGACACCAAAGACCCAACCCUGCGCGAGGCGAUGGACGCGUCGCUCGCCGCCGCCGCGGCCAAGCUCCCCAGCGAGCAGACGGAGGAGCUGAUCCGCCGCAUUCUGGAGAACGCGGCGCACCCCGGGGCCAGGCUCCGGGCCUGGCUGUCGGACGACGACCAGCCCGGGCACAUGACCCUGCGGACGGCGGCGCGGAAACGGCCCGCCUCGUGGCUCAACGAGCAGGCGGUGACGCUCCUGGGGAUCCCGGCGCUGGCGGGUGUGGCGUCGAGCCAUAUAGCCCACGCGGGGGACGGUGACGCGCGGGCGAGCUGGCUCGCGCAGUGGCACCUACUCAUGGCCCGCGGCCGCCGUCGCGCCCUGCUCCGCCAGGCGGACGAUCGGACGCUGCUGGAGCUCGCGCUCACGCCGACCAACGACGAGCUCUCCCGCCGGGGCGGGGCGAUCUGGCUGACCUCUCUCGUGCGCAACCCGGCGCGGUCGACGCCCGCGCUCUCGUCCUGCUUCACGGACCCGUCCGCGACGGUGCGCCAUGUGGCGGCCCGCGGGCUCCGGCGCGUCCCGCAGAGCGCGGACGUGGACAGCGCCCUGCUCGAUUUCGCGUUCGACCCGGACGCGCGCGUCGCCGAGACGGCCGUGAGCGGGUUCACCGAGGCGCGGAGCUACUCGCGGGACGAGCACCUGCGCGAUUCGUACCGCGCCCUGGCCCGCUCGCCGCACGCGCGGGUGCGGCGCAUCGCGACGGCGGCGCUGCGCCGCUCGGACGCGGAAGCCGAGCUGCUCACGGGCGACCGGCUGGGGUGCCCGAUCGCGGCUCGCCGGUUCCUCGCGCGUGACCGCGCGGGGUUCGUGACGUGGCUCAAGAAAACCGGGACCGAGACGGAUGCCGAGACGCGCCUGCGCGCCUUCGCGCUCGCGGACCGCCUGUGCCUCCUCGACGAGCUGGAGGGCGAGAUCAUCCGCGCGAUCCGCUCGGACGACGAGUACCUCGUCUCGAAGGCGGCGCUGCUCAUCGGCAAGCUCAAGGGCCCGGGGCCGGACGCGGCGCUUCGGUUCACCCUCUCGCACGGGUCGGACCGCGUCCGGGCCAACGCGGUCGAGGCGUUCACACGCCACACCGAUCGCGAGGAGGAGAUCGCGCCGUUCCUCGAAGACACCGCCGCCCGCGUCCGGGGCAACGCCGUGCGUCACUUCCUCAAGACCGGCGGGGGGCGUUCGGUCACGCCGGAGGACGCGCUGGCCGAGAUGCUGAGCGACCCGCGCCCGGGGCACCGCCUCUCGGCGCUGUGGGCGGCGCAGAGCGGCGUCGCGCUGGGCCUGGCCGGGCGCGUGGACGACAUCUCCAAGAACGACCCGGACGUCCAGGUCGUCUCCCGCGCCCAGCGGUGCAGCAAAUACUUCGGGCGGAUCAUCCGGAGCGGGUGGUCCGAGGCGCGUCGGAUGAUCGGAUCGCUCGUUCACAUCGCAUCGUCGACGCCGGCUCCGGCCGGCGAGCCCGCGUGGCUCCUCUGGGCCAUCGGCGCCGGCGUGGUGACCGUGACGGCGGGCUUCGCGUACCUCGGCCGCCUCGCGAUGCGCGACGGCCAGACGGCGAAGGCCCGGCCCGAGCUGUUCAUGUGCGAGGUCGAGCUCAAGCCCGUGAAGAGCGACGCGGAGCUCAUGGACGAGCUCCGCGCCUUCUCCUCGCUCGCGAAGAAGCUCCGCUUGAGCCGAACGCAGCGGAUCAUCCUCCGGCGCGUCGCGCAGGCGUCACGGACGCCCGCCCCGGCGAUGCUCCUGAGCGAGCGGGCGUACGACAGCGCCGUGACCUUCGUGCUCAACGACCGCAAGGUCGCUGAGUACGAUGCGCGCAUGACGCGCGUCCGCUCCAUCCUCAUCAUGGGCCUCCGCGGUGCCGGCAAGACCACCGCGGCCAAGGCCGUCGCGGACGAGAUCGGCUGGGCGUUCGUCGACCUCGACGAGCGGGCCCGCGAAGGGUUCGGGGGGAUCACGGUGACGGAGAUAUUCCGCGAACACGGCGAGCCCGCGUUCCGCGAGGCGGAGACGGCGUCGCUCGCGGACGUGCUGACCGAGGACCGCGUCGUCGUCGCGCUGGGCGGGGGAACACCGACGGCCCCCGGCGCGACGGACCGCAUCCGCGCGGCGCAGGACGCUGGCGAAGCGCUGGUCAUUUAUCUCCGGGCGGAGCACGAGCGGAUCGCCGAGCGGCUGGCGCACGCGGGCAUCGGCGACCGCCCCAAGCUGGUCGAAGGCGACCUGCACGACGAGAUGCGUCUGGUGUUCGAGGCGAGGGACCCGCUCUAUCCCGACGGACGGCGUGCGUGCGAAGAUCACGCGUUGGCUCGGUGA
Molecule: messenger RNA, 2700 nt
Organism: Symbiodinium necroappetens
Lineage: Eukaryota; Dinophyceae; Suessiales; Symbiodiniaceae
Source: the annotation of a GenBank genome assembly